This is a messenger RNA of Chrysochloris asiatica (Cape golden mole), 2917 nucleotides long. RefSeq names its product zinc finger protein 143 (gene ZNF143). The record is from RefSeq and is a predicted model, not a curated record. Gene Ontology annotation, cellular component: transcription regulator complex; PcG protein complex; nucleus. Bases 119 to 2032 code for a protein of 637 amino acids. Lineage: Eukaryota; Metazoa; Chordata; Mammalia; Afrosoricida; Chrysochloridae. Gene Ontology annotation, biological process: regulation of transcription by RNA polymerase II; central nervous system development. Gene Ontology annotation, molecular function: DNA-binding transcription factor activity, RNA polymerase II-specific; RNA polymerase II cis-regulatory region sequence-specific DNA binding. The transcript is spliced from 16 exons.
GGCGGGCCUCAGACAGUCUAUGCGAGUUGCGGGGCCCGGGGGCCGGGCGACUGUUUCCUGUCCUGGUGCAUGGUGGUCGGACGAAGGAAUUGUUGGAAAAUUUUCUCGGAGGUAGAAAAUGUUGUUAGCCCAAAUAAAUCGAGAUUCUCAGGGAAUGACAGAGUUUCCUGGAGGAGGAAUGGAGGCUCAACACGUGACCCUGUGCCUAACAGAGGCAGUAACUGUGGCAGAUGGUGACAAUUUAGAAAAUAUGGAAGGUGUAAGCUUGCAAGCAGUGACACUUGCAGAUGGUUCUACUGCUUACAUACAACACAAUUCUAAAGAUGGAAAACUCAUAGAUGGUCAAGUCAUUCAAUUGGAGGAUGGCUCUGCUGCCUAUGUUCAACAUGUACCUAUACCAAAAAGUAGGGACAGUUUGCGUCUAGAGGAUGGUCAAGCAGUACAGUUAGAAGAUGGGACUACAGCAUUUAUUCAUCAUACCUCCAAAGAGACUUAUGACCAGAGUGCGUUGCAAGCGGUUCAGCUGGAGGACGGCACCACAGCUUACAUCCAUCACGCAGUGCAAGUCCCACAGUCUGACACCAUCUUAGCAAUUCAGGCUGAUGGCACAGUGGCAGGUCUGCACACUGGGGAUGCAACCAUUGACCCUGACACCAUCAGUGCUUUGGAACAGUAUGCAGCCAAGGUGUCGAUUGAUGGAAGUGAAAGUGUAGCAGGCACUGGAAUGAUAGGAGAAAAUGAACAAGAGAAAAAAAUGCAGAUUGUCUUACAAGGACAUGCAACAAGAGUAACUGCUAAAUCUCAACAGAGUGGAGAGAAAGCAUUUCGAUGUGAAUAUGAUGGGUGUGGAAAAUUAUAUACAACAGCUCAUCAUCUUAAGGUCCAUGAGAGGUCACACACAGGAGACCGGCCCUAUCAGUGUGAGCAUUCUGGCUGUGGAAAAGCAUUUGCAACAGGUUACGGAUUAAAAAGUCAUUUCAGAACUCAUACAGGAGAAAAGCCAUAUCGGUGUUCAGAAGACAAUUGUACUAAAUCUUUCAAAACUUCAGGAGAUCUCCAGAAACAUAUCCGAACUCAUACAGGAGAAAGGCCCUUUAAAUGUCCCUUUGAAGGCUGUGGUCGAUCCUUUACAACAUCAAAUAUCAGAAAAGUGCAUAUUAGGACACAUACAGGAGAAAGACCUUAUUACUGCACAGAACCAGGAUGUGGGAGAGCGUUUGCCAGUGCAACUAAUUAUAAAAACCAUGUGCGGAUACAUACAGGGGAGAAGCCAUAUGUUUGCACAGUUCCUGGGUGUGACAAAAGGUUUACAGAGUAUUCCAGUUUGUAUAAACACCAUGUCGUUCAUACUCACUCCAAACCAUACAAUUGUAACCACUGUGGGAAGACAUACAAGCAGAUCUCCACACUGGCCAUGCACAAGCGGACUGCCCACAAUGACACAGAACCCAUUGAGGAGGAGCAGGAAGCCUUCUUUGAGCCUCCCCCAGGUCAAGGUGAAGAUGUUCUUAAAGGGCCCCAGAUCACAUAUGUUACAGGUGUCGAAGGAGAGGAUGUUGUAUCUGCACAAGUAGCCACAGUAACCCAAUCUGGGUUAAGUCAACAAGUUACACUCAUAUCUCAGGAUGGGACUCAGCAUGUCAAUAUAUCUCAAGCUGACAUGCAAGCUAUUGGUAAUACCAUCACUAUGGUAACACAGGAUGGCACACCCAUCACCGUUCCUGCUCAUGAUGCAGUCAUCUCCUCAGCAGGAACACACUCUGUUGCUAUGGUUACGGCGGAGGGUACAGAAGGGCAGCAGGUUGCAAUUGUGGCUCAGGACUUGGCAGCGUUCCAUACUGCUUCAUCAGAGAUAGGACACCAGCAACACAGCCAUCACUUAGUAACCACAGAAACCAGACCUCUGACCUUAGUGGCAACAUCCAAUGGCACCCAGAUUGCAGUACAGCUUGGAGAACAGCCAUCUUUAGAAGAAGCCAUCAGAAUAGCAUCCAGGAUCCAACAAGGAGAAACGCCGGGAUUGGAUGAUUGAUCCUCUGAACAAUAAAACAAUAAAGCAGGAGGAGCCUUUCAGCUUCUGGCAGCAGAGAUCCAUGAAACCCGGGCCCAGGAAAAUGAGAAGUUUACCAUGCCCUGAUACCCUGUACACAUUUUUAUGCAAAAGUGGAGAUCAUUUUAUUCUUGACACUUUUGUGUAUAUAACCCUUUGGAUAGAUUCCCUAACAGGUUCAUUGUGUACAGGAAGUUAUGAAAUUAGGGCACUACAGUAAAUUUUCAUGUUACUCUUCUGUCAAACCACAAACUCAUGGAAUCUACAUGCAAGACCAGUGAAGUCCUAUGGAGUCUUAUGAUGGAUUUUAACUUACUGUGAAAAAAUGUUAAAGGUUCUAUAUGUCAAACAAUCACAAUUCCAAAAGCCAUCAUGGAUAAUAAAGAAUGUAAAGCCCUUCAAAUAUUUCCCCCAGUUAGUAGAGUAUCUGCAAUUUUUAUUCCACUGUAUACUGGUCCAUUUUUAUUUGUAUCUCAUGGUUUGAAGACUAUGCACUUAUAGUUUCCCAUUCCUGUUAAAUAUCAACUUUUCAAGCUGAAAUGCUAAUUAUAUUAGCAUUACCUUGGAUUAUGUAUAAAAAUUACAAGGUUUGGUUAUUUAAAAUUAAACAGUUAAAUCCAGUGCUUUGGUUCUGUUAAGAUUUUAUGUAGUGCUCAGUUUUCCUUGUUACUGUUUUUAAAAUAAUGAACUACAAAGUUUGACCACAGGCUGGUGCCCGGGAUAACAGUGCUGUAAUUAGAAAUGGCUUUACUCUUAAACUAGAUUAGUGGAUUGGUGUAAAUUAUUUAUUUUUGCCUAUGUACUUUUGUUUUAAAGCUUAUUUACCCUAAAGUUUAUUAUUAAUUUUGAAUACAGCAAUUUUUAAAA